This is a messenger RNA of Lasiodiplodia theobromae, 417 nucleotides long. RefSeq lists its product as uncharacterized. NCBI's taxonomy places the organism in Eukaryota, Fungi, Ascomycota, Dothideomycetes, Botryosphaeriales, Botryosphaeriaceae. The record is from RefSeq and is a predicted model, not a curated record. The transcript has 2 exons. The coding region runs from base 1 to 417 and encodes 138 amino acids.
AUGGCCACCAUGCAAGCACCCUCGCAUCCCAUGUACGACGUCAUCUUCGAUGUGCGCACCAAGAUCGACCGCGUCAGAGCUCUCGAAGCCGACAAACAGCGCACUUCCGCCUCCUACGAUGCCGCGCAGCAGAACCUCAAAGACGUCAAGAGCCGCGGCGACACUCCGACCGACGAUGACAUUGAGCGCGUGCACAAAGCCAUGAUGGAGCGCACACAAACCCGGCUCGAGAUCAUGUCCAUCAUGCAAGAGAUUGGCAACGAGUCCGACACCAUCUUCCAGCUGCGCGACGACUACGAGAGGUACUGCAAUUCUGUGCAGAAGUCGAUGAAGCCAGGACAAAAGCCGCCGCCCCUGGCUUCGCAGGUUCUGAAGGAGAUUGCCGAUGUCAUGAGCCUGCUGAAGACCGAUGAAUGA